AGAGUCUACACAGAUUAUCAAGAUGGCCGCCUCCUUACCACACCCAAAGAUCGUCAAGAAGCACACCAAGAAGUUCAAGAGACAUCACUCUGACAGAUACCACCGUGUUGGUGAAUCUUGGAGAAAGCAAAAGGGUAUUGACUCUUGUGUUAGAAGAAGAUUCAGAGGUACCAUUCCUCAACCAAACAUCGGUUACGGUUCUAACAAGAAGACCAGACACAUGAUGCCAUCUGGUCACAAGGCUUACUUGGUUAAGAACGUUAAGGACUUGGACGUUUUGUUGUUGCACACCAAGACUUACGCUGCUGAAAUCGCCCACAACAUCUCUGCCAAGAACAGAGUUGAAAUUGUUGCCAAGGCUAAGAAGUUGGGUCUUAAGGUCACCAACCCUAAGGGUAGAGUUUCCUUGGAAGCUUAAAUAUAGUUUUUGGGUUAUUUUAAGUCAUGAUAAGUUCUUUUAAUAAAAAAUUGUACAUUUAAAAGAAAUAUUUGUUUGUAUACUUUUGAUGUAUAAAU
This is a messenger RNA of [Candida] anglica, 516 nucleotides long. NCBI's taxonomy places the organism in Eukaryota, Fungi, Ascomycota, Pichiomycetes, Serinales, Debaryomycetaceae. The record is from the annotation of a GenBank genome assembly.